Puccinia graminis f. sp. tritici CRL 75-36-700-3 is the source of this 753-nucleotide messenger RNA. RefSeq lists its product as uncharacterized. Bases 1 to 753 code for a protein of 250 amino acids. The transcript has 6 exons. The record is from RefSeq and is a predicted model, not a curated record. NCBI's taxonomy places the organism in Eukaryota, Fungi, Basidiomycota, Pucciniomycetes, Pucciniales, Pucciniaceae.
AUGGCUAUGGCCUCGCCCCGUCUGCGCGGAUCCGGUGCUGAGCUGGACAAGAGAUUCGACUGGCGAUGGUGGACAUGGCCAAUGUCAGAUGGAUCCAAAUCUGGGAGUCAAACUUCAGCCUUACAACCCAAUAGCGACAAUGGAAAUUCGGGCUCCUUUUCCUUUUCAUUCGGCGAUGUACAUUCAGACUUUUCUUCCAGUCCAAGCGAAGGUGCCAAACUUCCAUCCGCCUUACCAACCCGAAGCAAUGGCCCAUCAACCAGAGUUACCCCAAAUCCUCCCUCAUCCAAAGGUACCACAGAUGGCGGGGAUAGCCAACAGUGGUUGAAGUUGCACAAUAACUAUAGAGUCCAGUACAAAGCCGUCCCCCUCAAAUGGAACCCCACUCUAGUCGCGGCGUCCAAGCGUGUCACCGAUAAAUGCCUAUGGAAACACACCCCGAACAACCGAUACGGAGAAAACAUAGCCGCCGGCCAAGCCACCAUGGAAGAUGUGGUCAAAGGCUGGGUCGCCGGGCCUGAUGAAAGAGACUCCUUCACCGGCCCCAAUUCUAAGCCAAGUCACUUCACUCAGGUCGUCUGGCAGGCGACGACCGAAGUAGGCUGUUACAAAGGCAUGUGCAAGAGCGUGCGCGGUAUAAACAUUCCCCAAUCCCCGGUCACUUUCUGGGCCUGUACCUAUAACCCUCAAGGGAAUAUCAUUGGCCAAAUCGGCAAAAACGUAAAAGCCGCGCCAGGCGGCCGACCUCUCUGA